AUGGCCGAGUUUGUAGCAGACAACCCAAAUAUCUUUGAAGAACUGGGGAGGUACUUCAAGAGGCAGGGGAAGGAAAAGGCCGAGUCCUCCAAGAGGAGACCAACGAAGUCCCCUGAAGUACCUUCCGGAGAGGACUCCGAUGAGGGGCACCUCUCUCGGAGCACUUCUAGGCGCGCCACUUCCAAGGCGACGUCUAAGAUUGCGUCUAUUUCGCGGGCGUUCUCCCGGGGUCUACUAGGAAAACAAGCUGAGAACCCACCUCGGCGUCCCGGGGGCUUAGCCGCCGAGUACAUGAGGGCCCCGCCCUUCACCGAUGGCCGAGGGCACAGCCCGGAAGUGGUUCUGGGGCUUGGAACCAAGGAGCAUUUCCUCGCUGGACGAUUUGAAAGACCGGUUCAUUCACCGCUUCGUAUUAUCUCGGCCAAUAACAAAGACUUCGGCCUACCUCCUGAACCUACAGCAGGCUCCCGGCGAGUCACUGCGCUCAUAUGUGCAGAGGUUCAACGAGGAGAUGUGCAGAUACCUGAUCAACAUGAGCAGGUAACUAUAGCUGCCUUCACCAAAGGGCUGAUUGCGGGACUCUUCAAUACCGAAAUACAUCGGGACUACCCCCGCACACUUCGGGAACUCUGGGAUCGAGUGGAUCAAGGAAUCCGAAGUGAGGACCUCAAUCGCAUGAAGCGAGAGGCUCAAGCCACUCGUACUGGGCCGGAGUCCCGAAGGAAAAAAGACACCGGUCGAGCCGAGCCAAGCUCUGGUGGCUCGUCGAGUCAAUUCCGGGACCGCCGGAGUGUCUUCGAUCGGAUUGUGAAGGGCAGGUCGUCCACCUCGGACGCCGAGCUGACACCGCUCAAUUCCAGCCGGACCCAUGUCUUGGCCGUGAUGAGACAAAACCACCUCGGCCGAGCUCCUCCUGAAAUUUUGGGGAGGAGAGAUAAGAGGAACUCCAGCCUCUACUGUGCCUACCACCGGGAUGUUGGGCACGAAACUGAGGAUUGCAACGAUCUGAAGCGAGAGAUCGAGAACCUGAUCCGUCAGGGGUAUCUGAAGCAAUUCGUCCGCAAGGACGGAGGCUUCAACCGAAGCGCCUCCCACCGGGAGAAUCGGGGCCCCCGCCGAGAAGACCGGCGGGACACGAAAAUGCACUGCCGAGAUCCUGAGGACCACAAGGAGGACCAGCGACCUCCGCGCGAUAGGUCACUGGGGGGCUACGGCCCCACCAUUGCCGGGGUGAUCAACACAAUCGCGGGUGGUCCGACGGGAGGGGACAGCCAAAAUUUCCGGAAGCGGACCUACUGCCAAGCCGGGAUGGAGACGGCCGAGCCGAGCUCCAGGCUGUCCGAGGUGAUCACCUAUGGUCCCAGCGACCCCGUCCCGGCCGCCUCCAACAGUCACGAAACUCUCGUGAUCGAAGUCCUCACCAACAAAUACAUAGUCAAGAAGGUCUACAUUGACCCAGGAAGCUCGGUAGACGUCCUGUACUACCGAACCUUCGAAAGCCUAAAACUGGCCAGGGAGCAACUCACCCCUGUCCGAACUCCCCUCGUUGGCUUCGGGGGACACGUCGUCCACCCGGAGGGUAUGGUGACCCUGAUGGUGACUAUCGGGCGUCAUCCCCGCUGCCGAACCGUACCUGUCAGUUUCGCAGUGGUCCGGACGGACUCUCCUUACAACAUGUUGAUAGGUCGGCCCACACUUAACGCCUUGAGGGCUGUAUAUUCCACCUACCACUUGAGUUUCAAAUUCUCGACGCCCGCCGGGGUGGCCGAGGUGAGCAGCGAUGUGAACGCCGCCCGAGAAUGCUACCUAGCCACCAUCCAGGCCGCGGUCACUCCCCGGACUGCGUCAAAGGCCGGAGAGAAGAGGCCAGCCGUCCUCUCCAUAGACAGCAUUGACCCUCAGGAGUCAAGAAAGCCCAGCAGGCUUGAGCCCGGAGAUGAAGUGGAACAGGUGGUCUUGGAUGAGGCGAGACCUGACCAAGUGGUCCAAGUAGGAGCUGGACUCCCCUCACCCCUGAAAGAAGAAAUGAUCUCCCUGAUCAGGGACCACCGAGACGUCUUCGCGUGGUCAGCGGAUGAAGUGGUCGGAGUGCCACCCGAACUCAUGAUUCACCAACUCAACGUUAACCCACAGGCCCAACCUGUGCGGCAGAAACGGAGGCACUUCGGCCCCGAACGUAGCAAGGCCAUAUCCGAUGAGGUCGACAAACUCUUGCUCGCCAAGAUGAUUCACGAGGUCCAAUACCCCACCUGGCUGUCCAAUCCAGUCAUGGUCAAAAAGGAACCCAGUGGGUGGAGGAUGUGUGUGGACUUCACGGACCUUAACAAGGCCUGCCCCAAAGAUUGCUACCCUUUGCCGAGGAUAGACACCCUCGUCGACUCGGCAAUGGGAUAUGAUAUCCUCUGCUUCCUAGAUGCCUUCAAAGGGUACCAUCAAAUAGGAAUGAGUGAAGAGGAUCAAGAGAAAACGGCGUUCUACACCGACCGAGGUACUUAUUGUUACACUACCAUGCCAUUCGGGCUAAAGAACGCCGGGGCGACCUACCAAAGGCUGAUCAACCGACUCUUCAAAAAUCAGAUCGGCCGCAAUGUAGAGGCCUAUGUGGACGACAUUCUCGUCAAGAGCUUAACCACUUCGGCUUCUCUGUCCGAUAUGAGGGAGGUCUUCGGUGUCCUGCGGGACUCGAGGAUGAAAUUGAAUCCCAAGAAGUGCGUCUUCGGCGUCACCUCCGGAAAGUUCUUGGGGUAUCUGGUUUCCCGCCGGGGAAUCGAGGCCAACCCCGACAAGGUCAAGGCCAUUCAAGACAUGUCCCCACCUCGGAACCUCCGAGAAGUCCAGAGGCUAAAUGGACGCUUGCCUGCCCUGAAUCGAUUUCUGUCUCAAUCUGCUGCGAAAGCCUUGCCCUUCUUUAAGGUGUUGAAGAAGGCUGAUCAGUUCGCCUGGAUUGAGGAAUGUCAGGUUGCCUUCGACCAGCUGAAGCAAUACCUGCACCACCUACCAACUCUCGCCUCACCUCGGCCCGAGGAGAAGCUCUACCUCUACCUCUCCGCAGCCGACGAGGCUGUCAGCGCUGUUCUCAUCCGAGACGAGGACACUCAAGUGCCAGUGUACUACGUCAGCCGAGCACUCCGUGGGCCAGAAACUCGGUACACCCAGGUGAAAAAGCUCGUGCUAAGGCUAGUCCACGCAGCACGGCGGCUGAAGCCCUAUUUCCUUGCUCACCCCAUCUCUGUCCGAACCGAUCAACCAUUGCGGCAGAUCCUGGUGCGACCCGAAGCUUCCGGGCGCCUUACCAAGUGGGCAGUUGAGUUAGGCGAGUAUGACCUGUCAUACGAGCCACGCACCGCCAUCAAGGCUCAAGCUUUGGCCGACUUCCUGGCCGAGCUCACCUUCACGGAAGGUCGAGAGCCGACCUCCGCCGCUGCCGAAGUGUCCAAUUCACACUUGUGGACGUUGUAUGUGGACGGAUCCUCCAAUGGGGAUGGCAGCGGAGCAGGGCUGCUCUUAGAAGACCCUCAGGGGGAAGUGUUCUCAUAUGCCCUCCGCUUCGACUUCCCUGCCACCAACAAUGAAGCCGAAUAUGAGGCAUUGAUCGCGGGACUCCAGCUAGCCCGUAGACUCGGUGCCCAACAAAUCCACGUCCGCAGUGACUCCCAACUCGUAGUAUGCCAAGUUUUGGGUGAAUACGAGGCCAAGGAUGAGACCAUGCAACGGUAUCUCUCCAAAGUACACCAACUUACUGCAUAUUUCGAGUCUUUCGAAAUCCUAAGGAUCCCCAGGUCCCAAAAUAGGCGAGCCGACGCCUUAUCCCGGCUGGCCUCCACCUCAUUCUCUGACCUCAACAAGACCGUCUUGGUGGAGGUGCUGGACGAGCCGGGAUACCUGGGAGAGGUGGCCUGUCCCGUACACCUUGGAGAUAUGUGGAUGAGCCCGUUCAUCCUCUUCUUGGAUCAGGAAAUCCUCCCCGAGGAUCGAGCCGAGGCCAGAAGGAUACAACGCAAAGCGGCUCGGUUUGCUCUCCGCGAGGGAGAGCUGUAUAAACGCUCCUACCUCGGCCCGUGGCUGAAGUGUGUCACGCCCGAGGCAGGACGUCAGAUCCUCCGCGAGAUCCACGAAGGCCUAUGUGGGGCUCACAUCGGCCAUAGGAUGUUGGCCAGGAAGACCUUGCUUCUUGGAUACUUUUGGCCGUCCAUCCGACAAGAUGCCCAAGAUCUCGUUCUCGGCUGCCCUUCCUGUCAGGCCCAUGCACCCGAGCAUCACCAGCCUUCGAAUUUCAUGGUUCCAAUUACUUCGCCCUGGCCGUUCGAGCAAUGGGGGACAGAUAUCAUCGGUCCUUUCCCUAAAGCGGUCGGAGGUUACACCUUCCUUGUCACCGUUGUGGAUUAUUUCACCAAGUGGGUCGAGGCCGAGCCUCUAAGAACCAUCUCGGGGCUGGCGGUCCAGAAGUUCUUUUGGAAGUGCAUUGUUUGCCGCUUCGGCAUACCUCAGGUCGUCAUCUUAGACAAUGGAAGACAGUUUUCCGAGAACCCAUUCAAGGCUUGGUGCGAGAACCUCGGCAUCAAACAACACUUCACCUCGGUAGGCCACCCUCAGGCCAACGGUCAAGCAGAGAAUUUCAAUGGAACUCUUUUGCACGGCCUCAAGACCCGACUACACCAGGCUGGAACUUCAUGGGUAGAAGAGCUCCCAAGUGUCCUAUGGUCUUAUCGGACUACGCCGAGGUCAGCCACGCAAGAGACCCCGUUUUCCUUGACCUAUGGAGCCGAGGCCGUCAUCCCCGCCGAGAUCCUUACUCCCAGUUCUCGGCUAGCAGCCUACGCGGCCGAGGUGAACCAAGAGGAGAGACAAUUGGAUCUCGACCUUGUCGAUGAGAGAAGGGAUCUCGCCUCAGCUCAGAUAGCUUCCUACAAGAACACACUAUCCCGCUAUUACAAUGCCCGAGUUCGACACCGUCGAUUCCAGCCAGGAGACUUAGUCCUCAGGAAAAACUCGGUCAGCCGAAUUGAAACCCAAGGGAAAUUGGGUCCAAAAUGGGAAGGCCCUUACCUGGUUGUGGAAUCUAGUCUUAAUGGGUGUUGUAAAUUAAGCUAUCGAGAUGGCACACUAGUGCCGAGGAUUUGGCACGCCGAGAACCUCAAAAUGUAUUAUGCUUGA
Molecule: messenger RNA, 5154 nt
Organism: Coffea eugenioides
Lineage: Eukaryota; Viridiplantae; Streptophyta; Magnoliopsida; Gentianales; Rubiaceae
Exons: 2
Coding region: 1-5154 (1717 amino acids)
Biological process (GO): DNA integration
Molecular function (GO): nucleic acid binding; RNA-DNA hybrid ribonuclease activity
Source: RefSeq, a predicted model, not a curated record